AUGUUCUUAAGAAGCGUUAACCGUGCCGUCACUAGAAGCAUUUUGACUACGCCCAAGCCAGCCGUAGUAAAAUCAUCGUGGAGAGUUUUUACUGUUGCUAACUCUAAGAGAUGUUUCACACCCGCUGCAAUCAUGAGGAACCAAGAGACCCAAAGAGUAGGUGAUAUUUUGCAAUCUGAAUUGAAAAUUGAGAAGGAAACGUUACCAGAGUCAACGUCGUUAGACUCAUUUAAUGACUUUUUGAACAAAUAUAAGUUCUCAUUAGUAGAGACACCCGGUAAGAAUGAAGCUGAAAUAGUUAGAAGAACCGAAUCAGGCGAAACAGUUCAUGUUUUUUUUGACGUAGCUCAGAUUGCUAAUCUGCCUUACAACAACGCAAUGGAUGAAAAUACCGAGCAAAAUGAAGACGGCAUUAAUGAGGAUGAUUUUGAUGCUUUAUCAGACAACUUUGCCAACGUUAAUGUUGUUAUUUCUAAAGAAAGCGCAAGCGAACCUGCAGUCUCAUUUGAAUUACUAAUGAAUUUACAGGAAGGUUCAUUUUAUGUUGAUAGUGCUACUCCAUACCCCUCAGUUGAUGCUGCUUUGAAUCAGUCUGCUGAGGCCGAAAUAACAAGAGAAUUGGUAUACCAUGGCCCACCUUUUUCAAACUUGGACGAAGAACUACAAGAAUCUCUGGAAGCUUAUUUGGAAAGUAGAGGUGUCAAUGAAGAGCUAGCCUCUUUCAUUAGUGCAUAUUCCGAGUUCAAAGAGAAUAACGAGUAUAUUUCUUGGUUGGAAAAGAUGAAGAAGUUUUUCCACUAA
Molecule: messenger RNA, 801 nt
Organism: Saccharomyces cerevisiae S288C
Lineage: Eukaryota; Fungi; Ascomycota; Saccharomycetes; Saccharomycetales; Saccharomycetaceae
Gene: MAM33
Product: Mam33p
Exons: 1
Coding region: 1-801 (266 amino acids)
Cellular component (GO): mitochondrial matrix
Source: RefSeq, marked reviewed